This is a messenger RNA of Podarcis lilfordi (Lilford's wall lizard), 14908 nucleotides long. The record is from the annotation of a GenBank genome assembly. Lineage: Eukaryota; Metazoa; Chordata; Lepidosauria; Squamata; Lacertidae.
AUGCGCCCCCGCCCCUUCUCCCCUCCCUCCGCGUCGGCCCCCCCCCCCUCGAGCGAAGCGGCCCGAGACAUAAACAAACUCCGCGAGCGAGUCCGGCGCGGGAGCCUCUCCUUCCGCCUCCCUCACGCGACGCCCCGAACCGUUUGCCGAACCGCCGCCGCCGCCGGUUUCCCUCAGCCCCUCCGCCGUCCGUGAGGCGGCCUCCGUGGCCCCUCGCUCUCCGCACCCCUCGGGGCCGCCAUCUCUCUCUCUCUCGCUCCCGCCGAGACGGGGCCUCGUCGAAGGGGGACCCGGAGCCUUGCCUGUCCCCUUCCAGCCCCUCAGAGGAGGCUGCUGCCCGGCUUCAGCAAGACGCCCUCCGCGGUGGGUGGCGCCCAACGGUUUGCUUUUGGGGGUUCAAUUAUUAUUAUUAUUAUUAGGGGGUUCAAUUAUUAUUAUUAUUAGGGGGUAUUAUUAUUAUUAUUAGGGGGUUCAAUUAUUAUUAUUAUUAUUAUUAUUAGGGGGUUCAAUUAUUACUAUUAUUAUUAGGGGGUUCAAUUAUUAUUAUUAUUAGGGGGUUCAAUUAUUAUUAUUAUUAUUACGGGGUUCAAUUAUUAUUAUUAUUAUUAUUAUUAUUAUUAUUAUUAUUAUUAGGGGGUUCAAUUAUUAUUAUUAUUAUUAUUAUUAUUAUUAGGGGGUUCAACUGUUAUUAUUCAGGGAAGUUUUUAAUGUGUGACAUUUUUAUGUAUUUUUAAUCCCCGUUGGAAGCUGCCCAGGGUGGCCGGGGAAGCCCAGCCAGAUGGGCGAGGUACAAAUAAUAUAUUAUAUUAUUAAAAUUAUUAUUAUUAUUCAAACUGGGGGAAUGGGGGCGGCAUGCUGCCCUCUGGGGAGACUUUCUGCUGAAACGAAAGAGCGGGGAGAGGGGCUAAAGGUGUAAGCUCACCCCACAAUUUCUGAUCAUCGCCUUAGCUUUCAUUAAUGCGCUUUUUUAUUUUUACAGGGUCUUCUCCAAAAAGUAGGGGGAGGGGGGUUUACUGCUGGGCCGGUUAAUCUUGGGGUGUCUCUCAGUCACCCCUUUCUCGAAGGCAGAACCCAGAACUGGGCGGGAUAUAUGGCAUUUCAGGAGUGCCAUCCUUCACCCAGUGUCAACUCGUUUAUGUGGGGCAGAAUUAGAAAAUGGGUCCCCAAACAUGAGAACUUUAAAGGGCUUAGCUUUAGCUGGGGUCGUGCCCCUGUUGAUAUUGGAUAAAACUGCAGAAAGCUAUUGGCACUGGCAAGUGUGUGAAUGAUCUUUUUAAAUGACAUGUUUUGUUGAACCAGUUUCUGGUGGUAAGAAUGUGCAGUUUUCUGAGCUUUGCCAGGACUGUUCUUUAGGCAUAUAUAUAAAAAAGUAAUUUAUAAGUAAUUGUUUAACUGCAUGUCUUGCCAUGUUUACAGACACGUAAAGCAUACGUAUUCAUUUUCAUAUAUUUAUCGUUCUGAAAUUGUGCUUAUUUAAUCCAUUUUAUAGAGCAGUGUCUGCUCAGUGUUUGUACAUUAAUGGGACAUUCCCAGGCUACUGCAAAUAAGAUUGCAACCUAUUUAGCAUCACAGAAGGCAAUUUCAUCCGCUUUCUAAAACAUUUUGUCAAAACCUUGAUUCUCAUAAGUACACGCCUAAAAGCGGAAGAUGGAAAGUCUGUUUUAAGAAGAUCUCUGUACCUUUUGAAAAAACUUGCACCUUGUUCAGAAAACAUCUAUGUGGAAUAUUAGUGCUGUAGAUUUUGAUCCAUAGUUUCUUGUUAUUUGGGCCUUCUUGCAUGUGGAAGAAGAGACACCCUUAUAUUGAAUUCUUUAGAAUUCUUUAGAAAGCAGGGAAUAUGUCUCAUGCUUAUUCCUCUUGAUUUAAAGAUCUGUUAGUUCUGUCUUUGAACCUUGGAGCUUCCAAGCACAGUGGUGCAGCAAGAUCCACUAUAAACAUUUCAUCUGAUACUUUUUCACAGUUACACUUCCAUGAAAUUAUAUAGCUCUUUUUGUUCAAAACAUGUUCCUUGGAUGGGAACCAUAGUUCCACAGACUCCUAAACUUAAUCCUUAAAAGUACAUGAUACUUUGUUAGAAAAUCCUUGUUAAUCUUCUUCUGAAGACUAUGCUUGUGUGCCACUGUUUUCAAAAGAUCAAUGAGCUUCCCUUUUGCAAUCCUACAUAGGAAUGAAAUGACAGCUACAUUGUCAGUAAUAGUUCCUAUUGGUAACCUUUCUAUCAUCUGAAGUGUUUAAUAAACACAAAGUUUAGAGAGUGAAUAACAGUAUUGAUUUAUUUAUUUAGUUAGUUAGUUAGUUAUCUGUUUUCCAAAAAAAUCCUAUAGUAUUAAGUUAAUUUUUUUUGGCUUUAUUUUUAUCACCAUUCUUUAUAUUUUGGCACAGAAAGUAGGGGUAUAAAUUAGUCAUCCAAGACUGCUACAAGAAAUUCAACAAAAACUACCAAUUAAAAAUAUCUGAAGAAGUGUGCAUGCACACAAAAGCUUAUACCCAGAACUAACUUAGUAGGUCUCUAAGGUGCUACUGGACAAGACAAUUUUUAAAAUUUAUUUAUUUAUUUCAAUUAAAAAUAGUUAUUAAAGAAGUACUUUGGGGCUGCAAUUCCUCAUUCAUUAAAAGUAUUUCUGCUUUCUUGCAAAAAUUAUUACCCUGUCCCUUGAACAACUUAUUCAGGGUGUUGUCCAAAAAGGGGCCAGCUAUUUCUGGGCCUAUUAAUCUUGGGCAUGCUCUCACUCACCACAUUGAUUAAUGCACCUAGAGCUUAAUGGGAUAUGGUAUUCUAAGUUACAUAACUCUGCAAAAUGAAAAAAAAAAUCUUAUCAAACCUGAUUCAGAAAAAUGUGGUAGUUUUGUUUGUGAGGUCUUUUGGUUACUAUAUAAAACUCUGUAAUCCAUUUUUUAAAAAGUGAUUUAAUGUACCAGUCCUCCUAUAGUAAAAUGGUGGAUCUUUUUUCUUCCCCCACCCCAUCCUUAUAUUGCUGUUACUUAUCCAGGAAGCUUCUUGAAACAGCAGCUUGCCUCUAGACGCCUCCAAAGUUAAAAUGGCCUCUGCAGUUAUUAGUUCGGUUCCUACUACUGCAUCACGGUUUGCUCUUUUGCAAGUUGAUAGUGGCAGUGGAUCCGAUUCAGAAUCUGGAAAAGGAAGAAACAGUCGAAAUGGUGGAAAGUCCCAAGCUUCAGGCAGCAAGUCAACCACAAAUGAAAAGAAAAAAGAAAAGAGAAGAAAAAAGAAGGAACAGCAGCAGAGUGAAGCCAAUGAGGUGGUGUGACUGUUAUGUUUCAAUACUCAGUUGGGCCAGGUAUCCACAUGCAUGCAAAGGAAAAGUAAAAAAGUGAGGGAUCAAGAAUUACAGUGGUGCCCCGCAAGACGAAUGCCUCGCAAGACGAAAAACCCGCUAGACGAAAGGGCUUUCCGUUUUUCAAUGCGCUUCACAGGACGAAUUUCCCUAUGGGCUUGCUUCGCAAGACGAAAAUGUCUUGCGAGUCUUGAGAUUUUUCUCGCUCCCCCCCCCUUUUUCUAAGCCGCUAAGCCGCUAAACCUUUAAUAGCCGCUAAACCGCUAAUAGCGCUAAUCCGCUAAGCCGCUAAUAGGGUUGCUUCGCAAGACGAAAAAACCGCUAGACGAAGAGACUCACGGAACGGAUUAAUUUCGUCUUGCGAGGCACCACUGUAAGUAUUCUUGAGAUGUGGUGGAGAUUCCAGCAGGGGUUAGAAGUGGGAAAGUGUUUAUGAUCAGGUGAAUCCUAAACACUUUUCUUUCAAAACUAGAAUGGCAUCCUAAUCCAAAACGUUUAUCUUUGGAAGGAGAUGUUUCUGAAGAAAUCUGCCCUAAGGUAGGGCAGAUGUUCGAGUGCUUCUUUUCUUUAAUGUAGGUGUCUAGGUUCAUAGCAUAUAUUGGUGCAUAUGGUUCAGAUAGUUAAAAAAAAAAAAACUGUUUGUGGGUGACAAUGCCUAUAUACAAAUAUUAUUGAGUAGUAUUAAGUGUUAUUCAGUUUUCAAACAAAUACUAAAUUAGCAGUACUUCUAGAACAUACUAUGAAUUAUUUUGAACUUGGAAGACUUCCUCAAUUUUGCUUCCUAUCUUACUAUAUUGUAGCUACUCAUGAUAUUUGUAAUGCAUCUGUUGCUGUGGAAUUCAUGUCAGGUUAUAUCCAAUUGUGCUAGCAAAAGCACUUGAGGCAGGGCACCUGAUUUUCACUGAUUGCCCCUGAAGGUUAUGGGACCAUGUGGAACAGUGGGAUAUGGCACAGAGGACUGGAAUUGAUGGGAAGGGUUUGUGGCAAUGGGGCACCUCACUUUACCUUUAUCUUUCGAGCUUUACAUUAAGAGAAGCACUUCAGCUUACAUAAAGCCACCAUUGGCUACAACCCACCAUUAUUUAUAUUGUAAAAUACCAUACUUUUAUUCCUAUUUUCAGAGAAAACUAGUCUCCCAUAGUAUCAUAUCAUUCAAUAAUUCAGUAUAGUUCUGGUGGUAGGUGCAAUACAUAAAUGAAAAAGAGAUACAGACUCUGCAUUUGUGCUUACUAAUUACAAGGGGAAGGGAAAAGGUAGAGGGGGUCAGUUUGAGAAUGCUGGAAUGAUGUGGUGAAUUGUAUAUUUACACUUACAGUUUGGGCCCAGCUUAUCUUUCCUUGUUCCUCUGGCCAUUUGUCCACAGGGAACCUAACGUGUGUUUAUCGUUUUAACCAGUUUAGACCACCAACAUUAUUUGAGGGUUUCUUCUUAAUCAAAUCACCAGAAUAAUGUAAGGCACUUCAAAGCAAACCUACACUGAGGUUUCAGCUUGUCACAGUGUUUUAUACUUUAUAAAAAUAUUUAUUUAUGUUCAUUGUUUUUAUAGCUCAGAAAUCUCGCUUUUAAGAAAAUCCCUCAGAAAAGUUCCCAUGGAGCUUCUUUGUCUCAGCAUGAGCAAGCAUUAAAUAAUUCAGCCAGGAAAGAUUCUCAGGAAGAGAACUGGCAAGAGUGGAGACAAAGAGAUGAACAGGUAAUUCAUCAAAUAUGUUAUUUUAAAGUUUUAAGUGUUCAUGAUUAUUCAUUUUAACCACUGCACCUGCUUUGUAUGCAUUAGCAUUGGCAGGCAUUUGGGUCAGGUUUGAAAGAAAGCUCUAUUAAACACAAUAGGACUUAAUUCUGCAUAAACGUGCAAAUGAUCAGGAUAAUACUUUCAGCAAUCAUGAGCGUGUGUUCUGAGAAAAAAGUUAAGUUUAGUUCAUUGAGAUUUUUUCUCUAGUCAAGGUGCCAAAUAAUAUCAUUUGCUACCCACCCCUUCACCCUUUGGUUCCCGUUAGGUUACAACAAUUAAAACACAAUGUUAAAAGCUGUUUAAAACAACCAACAAUCAAAUAAGGUGGAUCCUAAAAAUAUACAUCUCUAGCAUCGAAAGAGGUGUGUCCUUGGCAAUUUCCAGAAGCUAUAUAAUGAAGAUGCUAAGUGUCCCUCUUUAGGGGAGGGAGUGACUGAUAAGUAACUGACAACGGGAUACUGAGAUAGAGGGUGGUGUAUGUUUGAAUAAAACCCUGCCACGUGGUACACUUUUCCAUCUUGUUUCUUCAGUUGACUUCUGAAAUGUUUGAAGCCGAUCUUGAAAAAGCUUUACUUCUCAGCAAACUGGAAUAUGAAGAACACAAAAAGGUAUUCCCUUAUCUAAGUAUGAUAAAAACACAAAUACAGUGGUACCUCCAGUUGCGGACAGGAUCUGUUCCGGCGCUCCGGUCAGAUCCUGAGGUUUCCGCAACUGGAGGGACCGCUUCUGCGCAUGCACGCAUGGUGGUAGACCACUUCUGCACAGGCGCACGCAGCAAAACCUGGGAAAAUACUUCCGGGUUUGCCGCAUUCGCAUUCUGAAGCAUACGCAACUGGAGGUGUGCGUAUCCAGAGGUACCACUUCUUAACAGUGCACUUUUUUGAGCCUAUGUUUUGCUAGAUUCAGUUGAGUUAAUAGCAGAUUAAGAAAAUAUUGCCUAUGGUAAUAGUAGUGGUGAAAACAGAAUUAUUUCUUACGAAGUUUCGUGUACAAUCCUGGUUGUGUGGUUUACUUGUUUAGAGAGCCGGUUGCAUAGACACAGGUUCAAAAUACUAAGCAAGAGACUAAAAUGCUUUAUAUUGUUUCAAAAUAUUUCUUUGUGUAACUUGUUUUCCCUUUGGCAGUGUUUAACCAUAAUGUUCUAUGAUUUAGACUCUCAAAUUAAAGACAGAUGUAUAAGGUGUUUUUUUUCUUUCCAGGAAUAUGAAACUGUUGAAAGUGCUUCUCCUCCAUCAAAAGCUGUGCACAAGAAAGAGAAAAGAAAAAAUCAGCAGGGAAAAGACAAACCUCUCACUGUGUCUUUAAAAGAUUUCCAGUCUGAUACUAACAUUGGUAAGUUUUGAGUGCUAAAUGUUUCAUAGAAUCAUUAGGUCUGCUAAAGAGUCACAAGAUGUGGACACCUGUCAGGUUAGGAAUUCGGAUUCAGACUUCACUUCCAUCGCCAACAGUGUGAGUGGGGGGACUUUUGCCAAUUCCCCCUUUGUACCCUCAGAUAUGUUCCAGAGUAUUGGGGGAUUAAUUGAAACAAUCUGAGAAGUGUUUGUGUCCUGGGGGUGGGUGGAGAAUUGGCAAAAUACGCUUCUUCCCCUUUGGUUAGUGAGAUCUCUUUGCUUAAUCAGAAGUCUCCCAUGGACAGAAUGCCUGUAGAAAGACCUAAAAUCUUAAUGAAACUUUGAACUGCUUUGAUCUUUUAUGUUUAAAUGCUGCUGAGAGAAGGAUAAUAAUAAUAAUAAUAAUAAUAAUAAUAAUAAUAAUAAUUUAUUUAUACCCCGCCCAUCUGGCUGGGCCUCCCCAGCCACUCUGGGCAGCUUCCAUAGAAACCAAAAAUACAGUAAAAUAUCACACGUUAAAAACUUCCCUGAACAGGGCUGCCUUCAGAUGUCUUCUGAAUGUCAGGUAGUUGUUUAUCGCUUUGACAUCUGAUGGGAGGGCGUUCACCAGGGCGGGCCCCACAACCGAGAAGGCCCUCUGCCUGGUUCCCUGUAACUUGCCUUCUCGCAGUGAGGGAACCACCAGAAGGCCCUCGGCGCUGGACCUCAGCGUCCGGGCAUAACGAUGGGGGUGGAGACGCUCCUUCACGUAUACUGGACCGAGGCCGUUUAGGGCUUUAAAGGUCAGCACCAAGGAUAUAGUAGAAUUAGCAUAGGUGGACUCUCUCCUUCUAUUCCCCAGAAAAGGUGGUCCAGCAGGACAGCUAAAGCAGUUUUAGUUUUAGCACCAGCCCCAAAACUACUUUGAAGGACCUCUAAACUGGUUUCAUCCCAGAAAACCAGGGGCCAUUUUGCAAAUCACACACUUCAUCACACUUUGUGGCAAAUUUGAUACUCAGUUGCAGUAGUUUAGUUUCAGGUGGGUCAAGUGGUGCUUUGUUACUAGAUUUAUAAAUCUGGCAAAACAGAAUACAAGGAAUUUAAAGUAUGAAUGGAAAUUUUAGCUUAAACUUAGAGAAUCUUAUUUAUAAUUUAGCAGAGUAUGGCACUGAAAUAUUCCUGGAUAAUCAGUUUUAGGGUUUUCAUUCACAAAUUAAAUUUAAUCUGUAAUUUACAUCUUUCAUGUUGUUUCAGAUCACCUUCCCAAAAAGCAGGAGGUAAGUACCUGAUCAAACAAAAAUAAUGCUUGAAGUAUCUAAUGAGGGAAUUCUUUAAAUGGCACCGUUAAUUUUUCCACUUUCUUGGCAAGCAUUAGUGCAUGCUCUGUUCUAAAUAAGUCACAUGAAAAUAUUGUUUCUGGUUCUGUUGGGGAGACUUAAGUGAACAGCAGGAACCUGGAUAUUGUGAAGAAAUUGUAUAUGAAAGAUUGUGCUAUUAAAUUAACAUUUCAGCACAAGUUUUUUAAAGAUUUUUCAGUGAAUAAUUUCUGUGGCUGCACCAAAUUUUUUGCGCUAUAUAUUUUUAACAAGCUCUUGAGCUCUUGAAAGUUCAAAAUGGUCCCUUGAGAAACCUAAUCAGUUCUUAUUAGCUGUCUCUCUUGCACCUAAUCUUUGGUUGUUUAGUUGCUAUAAUUUUUUGUUUCUAGCUUCUCUUUUGGCUUCUUUCUGAAUGACUAUGUGAUCUCAGCUAAUCAUGGUCCAGGUAGUGAAUGUGAUGACAUCAUAGUACGCAGUAGUCGGUCCAAGUGUACUACAUCACUUUGGGCAAAUUAAGCCUUGGCUUUACCCUCAAACUGAAUGAUGCAACGCUUUCUUGCUGUGCUGGGACGGCAAAGAAUGAAAGCAUUGUAGCAAGAUAAUAGUUACUUGGUUGUUUCUGAAAGACAUGAAUGUAUUCCAUGUCUUGCUGCAUUACAAGGCCAGCAAAUUUAGUACGUGAUUAAAAUAGUAUCUAAGCAUUAUUAAAAUAAUGCUAACUUUUUGCCUGAUGCAAUUACCAAGACCUAUUGUAGGGAUGGAGGGCAUUUAGAAAAAAAUAUAUUAUCGUAAUUUGCUUUAAAGCUGAAAUUUCAUAUUUAGAUUGGAAUUUCAUAUAUAAACCUUAGAGUAAUUACUUAUUGUUAAGUUGCUGAAUUCUUUUACUAGAGAUUAAUUAUAGUUUCUUGGCAGGAAUUGAGCUCUUCACAUACUGUCUUGCAUGAUGGUGAAUUCUUCAAUAGACUGGAAGAUGAUGUGCACAAAAUAAUUACUCGGGAGAAAAGAAGAGAGCAUAUCACAGAUAAUGGAAUGGAUAACAGUACAUCACGUGAUCCCACACAUGUAUGUUAAAUGUGUUAAAUUCCUGAAAGUAUACUGUACUGAUUAUAAUAGAGAAGGUGAAAUUGAGUAGCUGCUUAAAAGUGCAUAUAGGUAUGAACAGGCCACUAAAAUUCCUCCUGAGAAAUAUCUGACAAGGAAACUGUAACUUUAAGAACAGGUGCCUUAGUUUCUCCGUUUUACUCUUCCAUUUUUCAUUUUGUGUAGUGCCUUUGGCUUGUAAGCCUCUGGCACGGAUUGCCUUGUUUUUACUUUUUAUUCAUCUUUUUGGCUGAAGAGUCGAGUAAAAGUGGUUUAAAUAAUGUAUGCCACAGGGAUUGGUGUGUUUGUUCACCUACCCUAGGAGUGGAGAACAAGUGGCUCACCAGAUGUUCCUGAGCUGCAGCUCCCAUCAUCCCUGGCCAUUCAUUGCCCAUGCUUUCCAGGACUGAUAAUAGAUAAUAGAAUAGAAUUGGAAGGGACCCUGAAGCAUGACCUUCAGGGUCAAGGUCAUCUAGCCCAAUCCCCUGGAAUGCAAGAAUCGCAACUAAAGCAUCCAUGGCAGAUGGCCAUCCAACCUCUGUUUAAAAACCUCCCUUUCACAGUAGUCCAUUCCACCGUCAAACAGCUCUUAACAUCAAAGUUCUUCCUAAUAUUUAGUUGGACUCCCCUUUCUUGUAACUUGAAGCCAUUGGUUCAGAUCCUAUUCUCUGGAGCAGGAGAAAAGAAGCUUGCUCCAUCUUCCCUGUGAAAGCCCUUUAGAGAUUUGAAGAUGGCUAUCUCCUCACUAGGCUAAACAUGCCCAACUUCCUCAGCCAUUCUUUAUAAGGCUUGGUUUCCAGACCAUUGAUCAUUUUGGUCACUCUCCUCUGCGCACAUUCCAGCUUGUCAAUACCCUUCUUAAACUGUGGCACUAAGAACUAGACACACCAUUCCAGGUGUGGUCUGAACAAGGCAGAAUAGAGUGGGACUACGACUUUUCUUGAUCUGGACACGAUUCUUCUGUUGAUGCAGCCUAGAAUAGCAUUAGCUUUUCUCGCUGCUGCAUCACACUGUUGACUCAUGUUAAGCUUGUGAUCUACUAAGACCCUUAAAUCCUUUUCACAUGUAUUACUGGCAAGCCAGGUGUCCCCUGUGCAACUGGUUAUUCCUGCCUAAGUACGAUACGUUUGUCCCUAUUGAAAUUUAUUUUGUUAGUUUGGGCCCAGUUCUCCAAUCUGUUAAUGUCAUCUUGAAUCCUGAUUCUGUCUUCUGUAGCAUUGGUUACCCCUCCUAGUUUGGUGUCAUCUGCAGAUUUGAUGAACAUCCCCUCAAUUCCUAUGGCACCCCACUUCUCCCCCCACCCCAGAUGACAAGGAACCAUUAAUGAGUACCUUUGGGUUCAGUCAGUCAACCAGCUACAAAUCCACUUCACAUUUACCUCAUCCAGCCCACAUUUUACCAGUUUCUGCACAAGAAUAUCAUGGGGGACUUUAUCAAAAGUGUUACUGAAAUCAAGAUUUACUACAUCCACAGCAUCCCCCUGAUCCACUAAGCUUGUACAAUAACUUGGUCAAAAAAAAGAAAUUGGAUUUCAACAGGCAUUGCUUGUUUUGAGAAACCCAGGCUAGGUUUUAGUAAUCACAGCAUCCUUUUCUAAGUAUCUGUAGACUAUCUGUUUAAUUAUAUGUUUUAGGACCUUUCCUGGCAUCAGCAUCAAGCGGUUCAGUAGUUACAUGGGUCUUCUUUUCCCCCCUUUUUCAAGAUGGGGACAGGAUUUGCCUGCCUUCAGACUGCAGGGACCUCACCUGGGAGUUGGUUGUAGUUGACAACAUGUGUAGAACCACAGGUUCCCUAUACCUGCCCUACCUGAACUCUGGACAGGUCACCUUUUAAAGCUGCUCCGAAUUUCAGGGGCAGCUUACCCUCUGGGUAAUGACUGAAAAUUCUUUGUAGUGAAAUAAUUUUUGUAAUAGCUUCCUGAAUGAGGAAACAUUUUGGACUAAUAAUUAGUGUUAUAUAUCAGUUUCCAUAGACUAUGUGACCAUAGAGUAAGUUCCAUUCUAUUUUUGAAAUACUAAAAGUUUAAAUUGCUGGCAUUUUAAAGCAUACCUAUGUUCAUUUGGGGACGCGGGUGGCGCUGUGGGUAAAACCUCAGUGCCUAGGACUUGCCGAUCGUAUGGUCGGCGGUUCGAAUCCCCGCGGCGGGGAGAGCUCCUGUCUUUCGGUCCCAGCUCCUGCCCACCUAGCAGUUCGAAAGCACCCCUAAGUGCAAGUAGAUAAAUAGGUAUCGCUUUAUAGUGGGAAGGUAAACGGCGUUUCCGUGUGCUGCGCUGGUGCUGGCUCGCCAGAGCAGCUUUGUCACGCUGGCCACGUGACCCGGAAGUGUCUUUGGACAGCUCUGGCUCCUGGCCUCUUAAGUGAGAUGAGCGCACAACCCUAGAGUUGGACACGACUGGCCCGUACGGGCAGGGGUACCUUUACCCUUUACUUUUAUGUUCAUUUGUUACUUUUGAAAAUAUUUUGAAUGCUAGUUCACAUCUCCUCAACCUCGUUAAGGGUAUAAAAUUCAUUUUACAUUGUAUCUCUCUUUUUAAAAUCUGGAGGAUUUUGUAUUGAAAGACGGAAGAAUAGAGAGACUAAAGCUGGAACUUGAGAGGAAAGAUGCAGAAAUCCAGCAAUUAAAGAGUGUAAUCACUCAAUGGGAGGUAUGUAAUGGGUUUCUUUAUGCAGCAUUUAAUUUAAACAAAUGUUUAGAUUGAAAAUAUUUAUUGUAUUAGCCUUUUCAAAGCACUGCUUUUCAAAAUAAAAAUUACAUUUAAUCUAUAUUAGGAAGAGAGAUUGGCAUCUAGAUAAGGUUAUUAUUUGAGAAGUAAAUAAAAGAUUUUUACUUAGUAAAAUAAGCCUGCUGUAAGGAGAGAACUUAGUAAUUAUAGGGGUUUCUACCACAUGAGAGAGUUGGACAUGUUGCAUUAAAAGUCCACAUUUAUAAAUAAUUAACUACUUGUCAACAGUUUGUUAAUGUUCAGAAGAAUUUGGUUCAGUGGGGGGGUGGGGAAUAACCACAGACUUGGUAUGUGUUUACUAGAAUCUUAAGAGUUGGAAGGGACCAAAGGGUCAUCUAGUCCAACCCCCUGCAAUGCAGGAAUAUCAACUAAAGCAUCCAUUGACAGAUGGCCAUCCACCCUCUACUUAAAAACCUCCAAGGAAGGAGAGUCCACCACCUCUCAUGGGAGUCUGUUCCACUGCUGAACAGCUCUUACUGGUCAGAAAGUUUUUAAGAACGUUUAGUCGGAAUCUCCUUUCUUGUAACUCAUUAGAUAUUUUUAUUGCAUUUAUGAAUGUUGCCAAGAGUAAUUAUUUUUAGCACAUUACCCACCUCAUCUGUUUAAUUGUCAGUAGGGAUCAAGGAAGAUUAAUUGAUCUUUGAAGGCAACAGUCAACCUUAUAUAAAUGGGGCAAUUUUGUGAAUUUCCAGCUCAAAAAUAUAUUUCUCUUUUUCUCUGCCAUCCUCUCCUCUGAUUCUUGAAGCUCACCCACACAUACACUUUUAUCAGAAAUGGAAUUUGGGGGAUCUUGAGUGUACUUGUGUUAUUAUAUUUUCCUUUUGUCCCAUUGAUUAGAGAUUGAUUUUGAAAUGUUAAGGCACCAAUUCUAAAUACACUUACUGGGCAGUAAGUUUCAGUGAACACAGACAUGGAUAAGAUUGCACUGUACAACUAAUACUCUAAUGUCCAUAUUGUUUAAAUAUGCUAUUUGCAUUAAUUGAACUUUUAAAACGUUUAGGCAAAGUAUAAGGAGGUGAAAGCACGAAAUGCACAGCUGUUGAAAAUGCUGCAGGAAGGAGAGAGUAAGUAGUGCUUUGUUUGUUAAAUAUUAAAAUUAUUUUACAAACCUAUGUUCCUUAAAUCUAUCUGCAAAUUGUUUGGACAGUGCUAAGACAAAUAGGCUUGUUCCGUUUUUAUUUCAUAGCAGCCCUAUGCAAUCUGUGACCCUGCAUGGCUGAAUGCAGCCCAUCAGACAUGUUUCAUGGUGCUUGAAAAAUGUACCUCUAACUAUUCUCAACAUCUUUAAAAAUAGGAAGUCUAAUCUUUUUUGUUUUGUUUUAAAACUUUAGUGAAAGAUAAAGCCGAAAUACUGCUUCAGGUCGAUGAAUCUCAGAGUAUUAAGAAUGAGCUGACUUUACAGGUAAACAUUUCUGUAAUAUAUUUUAAAAAGCAUAUUAAAUCAAAAUAUCAGAACAACUGGGUUGGAAGAACUAUGAGUAAUGUUAUGUUCAUGGAACAGGACCGUCCCUCUGCACCCAGAUUAGAUGGAUUAAUUUCAGUGAGUAAAAAUUAGUAAAAUGUAAUCCUGUCUUUUCUCUUUGCAACAGCAACUUUAUAUAGUUUCUAGUAAUUCUCAAAAUAUUGUGAACUUGCUGCCAGAAAUGGUACAUGUUGCCACAUUAUUUCCAGGGAAAGUUUCCAGGCAAGAAUUUUGAAACUCAGCUAAUAGGCAAAAUAGCACAUACUGAUUUUCUUUUUCAUUAGUGCUGUCAUAGGCAUGUUACUUUAUUAUCUUCAAAUGUCACUUUGUUAAGAGACAAGACAGUAGUUGUUGAGCUUUUAUUUUGUUUUUUAAGGUUACCAGCCUUCAUGCUGCUCUGGAGCAAGAACGAUCUAAAGUGAAGUUACUGCAAGCAGAGCUAACAAAAUAUCAGGUAACGUUACUAGCUACUUCAUAAGUAAACAGAAGCUCACAGGAGAAACUUUUCUUAUACCCAUCCCACCACUGCAGCCGCCUGUACUCCUAAAAAGCCUCUUCAGGAAGGUUGAGGUCUUGGAACACUGUCAGAGAGGCAGUGGGAGCUGCUAGAGGAAGGGGGACAAGAAACUUUUCCUUCAGUGAACUUACUUAGGAUUCAAGCCUGUUUGUUUAUGUUUACAUACCAAGUUUGUGUCCGUUUGCUCUAAAAAGGAGCUUUUAAAGCAGACUUUACAAAUAUUUCCUCUGGAUCCACUGUAUUCAGUGAAUCUCCUUUUCUGUCUUGUCGUUUAGUGAUCUGCACAAUUCCUCCAUCACCAUAAUUGUUUAUUACCCUGUUAUCUCUAAUUAGCAGUUUAUACACAAACACAGAUGAUACAUAUAUAGAUACACACACAAAAUUACCGUAUUGGCCCAAAUGUAAGACGCACCCGCAAAUAAGCCACACCUUUAAAAUUCAAGGCUAAUUUGCAGGUGCAGCCCGCCUGCUGGCACUACUGCCCUGAAUGGGGGGCAGCUGGCGCCCCACUCCCCAAGCCGGCGCUCAGUUUUGAGCGCGCUGCCCACCCACCUCACAACACAAUCGCUUCCCAGCACUACCUCCCCAAGCCGGUGCCAGGGGAGGCUUGGGAGCAGGGGGCGGGCUGCGUGUCAUUGCCCCAUGCUCCCGGGCUGCUUCCGGGGAGGAGGAGCCACUCUGCUUUGCCGGUGGCCUCCACCCCUUUCCCCUUCCUUACGGCGGCAGCUUUGGAGAUGCGGUUGGGACGGGCGCUGCUGUCCCACACCCCCGAUGGCCCUUGUGGGCAGCUGUUUCAGCAGUGAUAACGUAAGGUUGCAAAUAUAAGCCACACUUUAACUUUUCACAAUUGGAAUUUGGAAAAAAAGUGUGGCUUACAUUCGGGCCAAUACAGUAUCUAUGCUAUAUGAGGGAGGCAUCCAGACAGACAUGGGUCACUUCCACCCAGGACAGGCAGGGUCACAUAAUACAGCUAUGAAGACCAGGGCAGGCAGUUCUUAAUUCUCCUCUCACACACAUUCCUUUGUUUGUGUAUAUGUUGUACUUCAGUGUGCAAUAAACAGCUACUUGAGGAUACUAUAAGUCUCCCUAGUAUUAUGCUCAGGAUCCACAAGCGUAUUCACUUGUUUCAGCAACAAUGAGCAUCCGUCUAAAGAACGUGCUGCUUGUAGGUGAUGAAUCACACCUUGAGAAGGGAAAGGACAAGCGAUUUCUAUUCCUCCUGGAAAAAAAUAACCUGUGAAAAGGGAGAGAAUCCACCCAUUCUUUCAGGAGUGUUUCUCUCCCUUCCCAGAGGGCUCUUGUGGGAAGUGGCAGUAUUGAAGAGGCACAGUUAGUGCUUUCUGCAAAAGCCCUGUUUUGGGGGAAAUUUAGCAUUUUUUUGUUGAUACUUAGGUUUUCGUAACACAAGCUUUUUUCCUUCUCUGUUAUAGGCUGGAAGAAAAGGGAAAAGAAAUUCAGAGUCUGAUCAGUGCAGGUGA